GUCACGUGAAUUGCGAACCAAAACAAAGAAGAGCAAGGUUCGCAGUUAGAGGACUUUUCCCGUAGCCUUGGCUGGGUGUUUGUGUGCAUUUAUCGUUCGAUUUUAAAACUAGCCCUCUGAAAGCCAACAAAGAAAUAUGGGUCGCAUAUUUCUUAAUCACCCCGGCGGAGUCACGUUGUAUUCUUGCGCGAACUGUGAUACUGCUUUGACGAACAGAUCGGAGUUGACAUCAAUGAGAUUCAAUGGAGCCACCGGAAGGGCAUUUUUGUUCAAGAAAGUGGUUAAUUUAACAUUCAGCAAUGUUCAAGAUAGAGUGAUGCUUACUGGAAGGCACAUGGUCAGGGAUGUCUUUUGUAAGAACUGUGACUCAAAACUUGGGUGGAUGUAUGAAUAUGCAACAGAGGAGAGCCAACAAUACAAGGAGGGACAAGUUAUUCUGGAGAGGGCUUUGGUGACUGAAAGUGAGGGAAUUGAAGAAAUUGGUGACUUUGAUAACUAGCAUUUUACUUUGUUAACUGUUCGGUUUCAAUGCUGAAAUUUGUUUUAUGUAAAAUAGUUAAGAUAAUACUUUGGCCAAAGCAGGAACCUGUCAGGAAUAAGAUAUUCUAUCUUUUAACUAUCUAGGAAUUAUAUUAUAAUACGAGGACAAGGGCAACUCUGAACCACUUGCUUCCAAUUUUAGGGUGUAUGGCUUUUAUGACAGUUACCUUCUAAAUUGCAGUAAUUAAAAGUUGCAAAUUUCCCAGUACAUAAAGUUGAUACUGAAUACUUAACAAUUAUUCACCGAAGGUGAGGUGAAUAUUGUCAAAUAAUCCCUGAGACAAAGUCGAGGG
Messenger RNA from Stylophora pistillata, 833 nucleotides. RefSeq names its product protein yippee-like 5. The record is from RefSeq and is a predicted model, not a curated record. NCBI's taxonomy places the organism in Eukaryota, Metazoa, Cnidaria, Anthozoa, Scleractinia, Pocilloporidae.